AUGUCCGACCUCGCCACGAAGCGAGAGGAGACAUCCUUGACGCCCAAGCUCGAGGACGAUUCACGCCCGUCGGCCACACCCCCUGUGUCAAUGUCCUCGGACGUCAAGCCACGGCCCAAGGGCCCUCAGCUCAUCGGCCAUUUGCCUCGGGCAGAACAGGAGGCUCGAUCCACGUUUGAGGAGAUCCCUCAGAACCACUAUCAGUACAAUACGUUGGGGCGGUCGCGGGAGGCUCUGGAGAGCAUGACGUGUGACUGUCAGUACGAGCAUGGUGUGGACGAUGCUUGCGACGCCUGCGGAGAUGGCUCGGAUUGUAUCAACAGACUGACUCAGGUUGAAUGUCUACCUGACGACUGUCGGUGUCGCGCUUACUGCCAAAACCAACGGUUUCAGCGCAAGGAGUACGCACCUAUCGAAAUCGUCCAGACUGAAAAGAAGGGUUUCGGUCUUCGGGCGGCAGACGAUAUACCUCGGGACGCCUUCAUCUACGAGUAUGUUGGCGACGUCGUUAGCCAUCCAUCUUUCAUGAAGCGCAUGCGGGAGUACGCCCAGCAGGGUAUUCGACAUUUCUACUUCAUGAUGCUGCAAAAGGACGAGUAUAUCGACGCUACGAAAAGAGGUGGCAUCGGGCGCUUUGCAAAUCACUCCUGCAACCCGAACUGCUACGUUGCCAAAUGGACAGUUGGGGCUCGGGUCCGUAUGGGCAUUUUCGCCAAGCGGGCGAUAAAGAAGGACGAGGAAAUCACCUUCAACUACAAUGUCGACCGUUACGGGCAUGAAGCACAGCCAUGCUACUGUGGUGAAGCCAACUGUGUAGGCUUCCUAGGUGGCAAGACACAGACGGACAUUGCUGCCAUGGAUGACUUGUAUCUCGAUGCACUGGGCAUCACCGACGAGGUUGAGAAACUUGGCCUCAAGGGUAGUAAGAAAAGGAAGGGCAAGAAGCUCGACGAGGACUAUCUGCCCGUUCUCAAGCCUCUUGUGGAGAAGGACGUGCCUAAGGUUAUACAGGCCAUGCGGCAGACUCAAAGUCGGAAGGUCCUCUUCAAGCUACUUCAUCGAGUCAAGAUUACCGAGGACCAAUCCGCUCUCCGACAACUUAUGCGCCUUCGUGGUUUCAGUCUCAUGACCAAUAUCUUGACUGAUUAUGCGGACGAUGAAGACAUUACUAAGGUUGCCCUGGAGUGCAUGACAACAUGGCCUCUGAUCCAACGCAACAAAGUGGAGGACUCCAAGGUUGACGAGCCUGUGAGGCAAUGUGCGGAGACGUCGCAAAAUGAGGACAUCAAGGAGUUGGCCCAGAAGCUCUUGGCACACUGGGAUACUCUGGAGGUUGGCUACCGUAUACCAAAGCGCCUGAAAGUGGAUGGCGAUGAGGAAGACAAGAGCUCUCCUACCAUCGUCUACGAGGCUGAGGAAGAAUCGCGGCCAUCGAAGAGGUCCCGACUGGAAGACCUGAUCCCUGAAAUCAAGUUGGACAUUAAGCCUCUCGGACGAAAAGCGGCAUCCAUGUCAACACAACCCCUCAUCGGGCUUCGAGUAGAACCUCCACCGACGCCAUCCACGGAAUUCAAACCUUCGAUCUCGCGGAAGGAGCAGCUCGAUGCUGUUAUUGCAGAGGCCACUGCUGCUUAUAAACGAGCGGAAGAGGAGGCUGCCAAGGCUGCCGCCGCACAGGCCGCUGCUGCUGAAGAGAAAGAGAGGAGAAAAUCAUUAUCUCGGUCUCACUCUCAUAAGAAGCAGAGCAAAGAGGAUAAAGAGGCGCUAAAGGAGAAACGUCUGCAGAAACUCGUCGGCGCGAUUGUCGUGAAGUGCAUGUCUAAGUACUCGAAACAGAUGGACUAUGACAUGUUCAAGAAACAUGCCAAAGGGCUUACAACGCUGAUCUCGGACAAGGAAAAGAAGUCUAAUAGCUACAAGGAGGGCAAGCUGGACUCUUUAUCCGAGGAGAAGACUGUCAAGAUCAAGAAAUUUGCCAAGGAGUACAUCCAUAAGCUCAUGCGGAAGUUGGAGAAAUCUGGACAGCAUCGGCGCCCUCCCCAUUCCUCCUCAUCGGCUAACGGAGCGUCUACAUCCGCAUCUGCAAUGAACGGCGACGCUGGUCACCGCGCCGAUGAGGACGGGCCGAUGGCAAUGACGGUAGAGGAAGCCAUGGACAUGGACAUGGAUGAAGACGACGACGACGCGCCUGAACAACAUGACGGUUCGACUGCCUCGCCUUCAACGGCGCAAGCAGAUAGAGACCGCUUCGAGGACUCGCCCGACACGGAGCCGCCGCCGUCCACACCUGCCGACAAGGCUACGGACCCACGUCGCUCACGGUGGGACAUUGGACCCGACAAGGAACAAUUCGACAUCUUCAGGGGUUCUGAUACAUUGUCUGUGCAAUCGUAA
Molecule: messenger RNA, 2394 nt
Organism: Gloeophyllum trabeum ATCC 11539
Lineage: Eukaryota; Fungi; Basidiomycota; Agaricomycetes; Gloeophyllales; Gloeophyllaceae
Product: SET domain-containing protein
Exons: 12
Coding region: 1-2394 (797 amino acids)
Biological process (GO): regulation of DNA-templated transcription
Cellular component (GO): nucleus; chromatin; chromosome
Molecular function (GO): histone H3K36 methyltransferase activity; protein binding
Source: RefSeq, a predicted model, not a curated record